GUGACACUAAUGACAGUACUUGGCAGUUUCCAAAAAAUUUUAUUCAUUUCGAUUUGAUCGGUAAUUUUGUUAUGUCAUAUAAUGAUCUGGUAGAAAGCUAAAUAAUCGUAUAAAUGGAGCACUUAAUUAAAGGCAAAUUUGGCCGUAUAGUAAUAAGUUCUUAUUUAAACAAUCCUUUAAAAUAUGGUCAGUCUAAAAUAAACCAAAGGAGCUUUAGUAGUAUAUGGGGAGGCAGAGCUCUUGAAAGGUCGCGACCAUUAUUUUAUACCCACAAUAGAUACCAGCGAAGGCAUUAUGGAAUGCUCAUUGUUAGAGCUUUAAGGGGAGUUCUUAAAAUUCGUUACAUAUUGUUAGGAGGAGCUGUUGCUGGAGGAGGAGCUUUACAAAAAAAAUUUCAAGAUUGGCAAGAUGGCAUGCCCGACUUAAAAUGGCUUGAUGAUGUACUUCCAGAUAACGAAAAGUGGCAGGAAUGGCGUGGAAAUUUGAUUGAAUUUAAAGAUACCAUGAAAGACAAAAUUGCCAUUGAUCCCCGAAUUAAGUCCUUAACUGAAUCAAAACUAAAUGAGUUUAGAUCAUGGUUUGACCAGAGAUUAGAUGAUGCAAUUGCAGCAGCAGAACAACAGAAUGGACAAUUACCCCCGGCAAUUGAUGAUACUAAGGAAAAGAAUACAGUUUUUGCAAAAUCAUUCACUGAAACUUUUGAAAGAGAUGAUAAAGCAAGGAAGGAUGCCCAAGCCAGAUUAAAUAAUUUACAAGAUGAAAUGAUACAGACACAGAUAAAAUACCAAAAGGAAUUAGAAAGACUUGAGAAGGAAAAUAAAGAAUUAAGAAAACAGAACUUGUUACUCAAACAAGGCAAAAAAGCACCAACUAGAAAAAUUAAGCAUAGUCUAAUUGAUAUGUAUAGUGAAGUAUUAGAUGAGCUUGCUGAUUUUGACAGUGGUUACAAUACUCAAGAUCAACUGCCUCGGGUUGUGGUUGUUGGUGAUCAAAGUAGUGGCAAAACAUCAGUAUUGGAGAUGAUUGCUCAAGCUAGAAUAUUUCCCAGAGGAGCAGGAGAAAUGAUGACAAGAGCACCAGUAAAGGUGACUUUAUCUGAAGGACCCUACCACGUUGCCCAGUUUAGAGAUUCAACAAGGGAAUUUGAUUUAACAAAAGAGUCAGAUUUAGCGGACUUGCGACGUGAGGUAGAGCUGAGGAUGAGAAGUAGUGUUAGAGGAGGAAAAACUGUAUCUAGUGAAGUAAUUUCAAUGACAGUCAAAGGACCUGGUUUACAUAGGAUGGUUUUAGUGGAUUUGCCAGGCAUUAUUUCAACUGUUACAACAGACAUGGCGUCCGAUACUCGCGAAUGCAUAAAACAGAUGACUCAAACUUACAUGAAUAACCCAAACGCUAUUAUUCUAUGCAUUCAAGAUGGCUCAGUAGACGCAGAAAGGAGUAACGUAACUGACUUAGUAGCACAAUGUGAUCCAAACGGUAAAAGAACAAUUUUCGUUUUAACUAAAGUUGAUUUAGCCGAGGAAAAUUUAGCCGAUCCAAAUCGAAUUCGCAAAAUACUUUCCGGUAAAUUGUUCCCAAUGAAAGCGAUAGGCUAUUUCGCUGUAGUUACAGGAAAAGGUCGGAAAGACGAUUCGAUUCAAACAAUAAAAGAUUACGAGGAAUAUUUUUUCAAGAAUUCAAAGCUGUUCAAAGAUGGCGUCAUACGUUCCACACAAGUUACUACUCGCAAUUUGAGUCUAGCAGUUGCUGACUGUUUCUGGAAAAUGGUGCGCGAAACGGUUGAACAGCAAGCCGAUGCCUUUAAAGCUAGACGGUUCAAUUUGGAAACCGAGUGGAAGAAUAAUUUUCCGCGAAUACGAGAACAAGACAGGGAUGAAUUGUUUGAAAGAGCCCGUGCGGAAAUUCUCGAUGAGGUUGUAAAUUUGUCCCAGGUUAGCCCCAAGCAAUGGGAAGAUUGUUUGAUGAGUAAAAUCUGGGACAAAGUUUCGAGCCAUGUGUUUGAAAACAUAUAUUUGCCAGCGGCUCAGACCGGUAGCUUCGAGACUUUUAAUACAUCGGUUGACAUAAAACUAAGGCAUUGGGCGGAGCAAGCGCUGCCAUCUCAGGCGGUAGAGUCAGGUUGGGAAACUCUGCAAGAAGAGUUUCAGAAGUUCAUGAGUAAAGCUAAUCAAGCCCCUGAUCAUGAUGAUGUUUUUGAUCUUCUCAAAGCGGCAGUAGUUAGUGAAGCUAUGCAAAGACAUUCGUGGGAAGACAAAGCGUCGGAAAUGCUGAGGGUUAUUCAGCUGAAUGCUUUGGAAGAUCGCACUGUAAGUGACAAAAGGGAUUGGGACGCGGCUGUGAAGUUCCUGGAAACAAGUGUGAAAAAUAAACUCAAACAAACAGAAGACAUGUUGAAAGAUAUGUUAGGUCCUUCUGUGAAGGAAAGAUGGAUGUAUUGGAAGUACCAAAGCGAAGAACAAGCGAAGCGAUGUGCCAUAAAAUCUGAGUUGGAUAAGAUUCUAUAUACAAACGAAAAACAUCCACCCUUGUUAACUUAUGAUGAACUGACAACCAUUAGGAAUAAUUUGUUACAACGUAGUAGCAUAGAAGUUGAUAAUGAGUUCAUACGUGAAGUUUGGUUCCCUGUGUACAGACGCCAUUUUCUUAAACAGUCUUUAACUAAGGCGUAUGAUUGUCGGAAAUCUUUUUAUUUGUAUCAUCAACAAGCUGAUGUUGAAUGUUCAGAUAUAAUACUAUUCCAUAGGAUUCAACAAAUGAUGAAAGUCACUUCAAACGCUCUUAGGCAACAAAUAAUUAACCGGGAAGCGCGAAGACUAGAUAAAGAAAUUAAGGACGUACUAGAAGAUUAUAGUCAAGAUAUAGACAAAAAGGAAACACUACUUACUGGCAGAAGAGUUACAUUAGCUGAAGAAUUGAAACGAGUUCGCCAGAUUCAGGAGAAACUAGAAGAAUUUAUUCAAGCUUUGAGUAAAGAAAAGUAACUUUUCUAAAUUGUUAUAUAAGCCUUUACACAUUAUUGGAUUUUUUUGGUAGGUACAAAACUAAAACAAAGUUUACUUUUGGUAUUUUGGAUACUACAGAAUCGUUGUCAUUGUGAGGAAUCAAAUUCGUCUUUACUAUUAAGCUAUUAAAAGAAGUUCUGUUUGAUUCCUAUUUAUUUAUUAUUUACAAUAAUUUUAUAAAAGUCAACAAUAUUGUUAUUUUGAUUAAAGUGUUUCACACAGA
This is a messenger RNA of Zophobas morio, 3225 nucleotides long. It is a transcript of the gene Opa1, whose product is annotated as Optic atrophy 1. The record is from RefSeq and is a predicted model, not a curated record. Gene Ontology annotation, cellular component: mitochondrial membrane; microtubule; cytoplasm. Lineage: Eukaryota; Metazoa; Arthropoda; Insecta; Coleoptera; Tenebrionidae. The coding region runs from base 114 to 2981 and encodes 955 amino acids. Gene Ontology annotation, biological process: mitochondrial fusion. Gene Ontology annotation, molecular function: GTP binding; GTPase activity; microtubule binding. The transcript has 10 exons.